CCAGUAGCUUGGAUCGUGAUCAUAGUUGUGGUGUUUGGAUGCAUUGUACCAGAUCAUUGAACGUACAGGUGAUUGAACGAAAGACUUCGAAUCAUGAAUUGUGGAGUGCUGCACUGGAGCUACCGUGAUUUUCGCCAAAUGCCCGAAGAACUGCGAACGUGCAGUGACCAAGUCGUGGAAGUGUACUUGAAGGAAAAUUUUAUUCCGUCAGUCCCUGCGUGGUUCUGCGAGGAAAUGACUCGGUUGAAAUUCGUCUGCCUCGCGGGCAAUAUGAUCACUGAAGUACCGGAACAAAUAUCCUUGUUGCAAAAUUUGGAAUCGCUUAACUUGUCACAAAAUUUGGUUGAAGCUCUACCGAAAACUAUAGGAAAAUUACGUAACUUGUGCUGCUUAAAGUUGGGUGAAAACAAGCUCACCAGGAUGCCAAAAGAAAUAGGCACCCUGGAAAACUUGGAAGUUCUGGAUUUGUCCAAAAAUAGACUUACUGAAGUUCCUACCGAGUUGGCCAACUGUACCAAGCUCAAAGAUUUGAUUUUGGAUGACAACUAUUUGUUAUGCCGCAUACCGACUAAACUCUUCGCAAUGCCUCAACUGAUGUUUAUAUCAGCCGAAAGAUGUAACCUGGUACUGCUUCCCUUCAUCUUGAACACAACUACUCUGGAAGGCGUGAAAGUGUUCAAUAACUACACGCUGACGCAUUAUCCCAUGGUUUUAGAGAAGUUCAUGCAACCAAGCUACGACCUAUUUACUGCCAUUAAGCCAAGAAAGAUUUCGAAGGCAUACUUUUAUCAACGCGUAAGCUGUGACGCAAUUCCCCACAAUCUAAUAUUUCCCAUCGAGUUGACGACCAUCCUUGACCGUCGAAAAUCCACCCACACACCGUGCUCUUUGGUCGAAAUGUGUAUGCGGAGAUGCAAUCUUGCCAAGAUGUUCGAUACGAAACGAUCAGAUAAUUGCCUGCCGCAGAGCUUGAGUCGAAGACUUCAGAACGGGCCUUUAGCGGUUUGCGGGAGUGUCCCUUGUUCAAUGGACGUAUUUGGAGAAUGUUUUCUUGGAUUGGUGAAAAGGUAAAUUGGAUUC
Ochlerotatus camptorhynchus is the source of this 1080-nucleotide messenger RNA. Its product is annotated as leucine-rich repeat-containing protein 57-like. Bases 94 to 1071 code for a protein of 325 amino acids. NCBI's taxonomy places the organism in Eukaryota, Metazoa, Arthropoda, Insecta, Diptera, Culicidae. The transcript is spliced from 3 exons. The record is from RefSeq and is a predicted model, not a curated record. Gene Ontology annotation, molecular function: protein binding.